Copidosoma floridanum is the source of this 1270-nucleotide messenger RNA. Its product is annotated as nucleoporin Nup43. The record is from RefSeq and is a predicted model, not a curated record. Gene Ontology annotation, molecular function: protein binding. Gene Ontology annotation, cellular component: nuclear pore outer ring. NCBI's taxonomy places the organism in Eukaryota, Metazoa, Arthropoda, Insecta, Hymenoptera, Encyrtidae.
UUAUCGUGUGUGUGUGAUCCCGCCUAUACUCUAUUCUGUACUGUUGCACCCUCUUUUUUUUUUCAAAUCAAAAAUUGAUAUAUUAAUAUGACGGAAAACGUCCAGUGUGUUUUUGCCUCGGAAAAAAUCAACAAGGUCAGGUUUAAGCACGAAAAUUUCGAAGAUGCCAGAUAUUUUGUCACCGGCAGUUGGGACGACCCGGUCAAUAAAAUUGGUUACUGGAUGUUUCAAAAAAAUGAGGAAGACGAAUUGUACCCUAAAAACAUAUCUUCAAGUUUAGUUUUGGGCGAUGUUACUGAAAUCAAAUUUAUUAGUUAUGAUACGUUUGUUUUCUCAUCUUCAGCCGGUUAUGCUAAAAUAAUGAAACUCCAAGAUGUUCCCUAUCCAGAGAUUAAAGAACAUCACUCUUGGGACAAACUACACAGAUUAAACAAUAGACAAUCAGUUUCUUGUACAGCAUUAGCAACGUUUGGGCAGGAUAUUGUCACUGUUGGGGAAGAUGGCAGGAUAAAUUUUCUCACAGCACAGAAAAAUGACCCAGUUAGGAGCAUUGAUAAUGCUGACAGUUGUUCUUUGUAUUGUGUUGAUUUUUUGAGGCACAAUGAAAUUCUUACUGGCAACAUUAGGGGACACAUGAAAGUAUGGGACUUGCGCAGCGAUCAAGAUGCACCAACGACCACUGUCAUGCUUUCAGAACAAGCAAAAACAGAAGCAAUGUGUAUUGCCCAUCAUCCCACGCAAAAACAUAUAGUUGUUGCUGGUGCAGGAGAUGGAAGUCUUACAGUCUGGGAUCUACGAUAUAAAACAUAUCCAAUUAGUCAAUUAAGUGCUCACUCCAAUAGCAUCAGUGAAAUCGCGUUCCACCCGGACAGACCGGAAAAUCUUUACACUUGCUCAAUCACUGGUGAAGUGUGGCACUGGAACAAUUCUCAGCAUUCAAAAUUACAAUUAGAUACUACAGAUACCCAUUGGUUGUGUACAAUAGGAAACAAAGGAAAAUUACAAGUGAAUUCAUUGCAUACACUACAUAAACCUGUGAACAGCAUUGACAUCGACAGAAGUACAUUAUUAUUUGGAUGCGAUAACGAAGCCAUAUACGUUAUGAAAAACUUGAAUGUUUUUUAAACAUUUGUUUCUCUUUGCUCAAAUGAAAUACACGCUGUAUUAAACUAGAGAUUUUUUGAAAUGACCAAUUGCGAAUGGAUCAUGGAAUUUUUAACAAACAUUCGUUUGUACUGUGUAUCAUAUAAUAUUGUAUAAACAGAGUAAU